CGUUUAUCGACAAAUUAGAUCGUACAUUUAAACAUCAAGUUUUUUCUUUUUUUUUUUUACUACUAUUAUUCUUUCCUUGUUUUUUUUUGUCUUGAUUUAAUUUAUCUGCUAAAAGCAAUGAGUCAAGAACACACAGCAACGACAGAGGCUGAACAGCGUCCAUACGAUGUCAAAAAGACCGAGUCCUCUUCAACAGAUCAAGGCUAUAUGUUUGAUAAAAUGAAUAACGUCGAGGAAGCUGAUUUCAAAGCAGACGAUACCCAACAUGACAGCAGCAGCGUCGCCUCUCAGAAGCCAUCAUUCUAUAAGAGAUACCAAAAAUUCUUCCACGCUGGUAUGUGGCUCAUUUUCACAGGUUUCAUUGCCGCUACCUAUGCCUUACAAGUUCCCAAGGGUUAUACCAGAGAUCAAUUGAUUAUCGGUCUUUGCUAUGCCUACUUCUCCCUUUACAUCUUUUUCUGUUAUGCUCCUACCACCCUUGUUACCAAGCCUUGGAACUUUGUUUUCGACAAUAUCUCUAAAUUCAUUUGUAGCAAAUUUUCCCUCAAGAUUAGACAAAUUGGUUAUGCCGUUCUCGUCACUAUUAUCAUUGCUGCUACUAUCUUCUCCUUCCCCGAAAAGGAAGAGUCACCUAGAGUCAGACGUUUGAUUUCUCUUUUCGGUUUGUUCGUCUUCCUUUUUUGUACCUGGGCAUUCUCAGCUCAUCGCAGAGAGGUUAAAUGGAACACCAUUUCAUCUUCUAUUCUCCUUCAAUUCUUGUUGGCCUUGUUCGUUUUCAGAUCUGACGUUGGUCAUGAUAUCUUUGAUUGGAUGGCUGAAUUCGCUGAAGGCUACCUUCAUAACUCUUUCUAUGGUUCUCAAUUUGUUUUCGGUGAUACUGCUGCUAGUGCCGGUACUUUUGCCCUCAACGUUUUCCCCGCUAUUGUUUUCUUCGCCUCUACUGUCCAAGUUUUAUACUAUAUUGGUUGUAUUCAAUGGCUCUUGAAGAAGAUGUCCGUUGUCUUUAUCACUUUAUUGGAUAUUACUGGUCCUGAAUCUAUUGUUGCCAUUGCCUCUCCUUUCCUCGGUCAAAGUGAGAAUGCCUUGUUGAUUGAACCCUUGAUUAAGGAUUUGACCAAGUCUGAAUUCCAUCAAAUUUUAACUUGUGGUUUUGCUACUAUUUCCGGCUCCGUUUUAUACGGUUAUAUUGCUAUGGGUGUUUCUGGUCAAGCUCUUUUAACUUCUUGUAUCAUGUCUAUUCCUUGUUCCAUUGCUGUCUCUAAGCUCCGUUACCCCGAAACUGAAGAAUCCAUGACCAAGCACGGAACCGAUGUUUUAGACCGUGACGAUGGUGAAACCUCUAACAUUUUGCAUGCUGCUGGUAAGGGUGCUGGUGUUGGUAUCAACAUUGUCUUCAUUAUCAUGGCCAAUUUGAUCUCUCUUUUGGCUCUUUUGUACGCUGCCAACUCUUUCUUAACCUGGUUAGGUAACUUCCUUAACAUUAAGGAAUUGACUCUUCAAUUCAUCACUGGUUAUAUCUUUGUACCCGUUGCAUGGUUGAUUGGUGCUGAUGAUAAAGAUCUUGUCGAUGUCGGAAGAAUCAUGGCUAUCAAGAUUUGGGCUAACGAAUUCGUUGCUUUCCAAGAAUUGACCACUACCUACAAGGAUGUUCUUUCCGCUAGAUCCAACUUAGUCUCUGUUUACGCCGUUUGUGGUUUUGCCAAUCUUUCUUCCAUCGGUAUUCAAGUUGGUUGUUUGAGUGCUCUUGCUCCCAAGAGAGGUGGUGAGAUCUCCAGUUUGGCUAUCUCUGCUUGUAUUUGUGGAGCUAUCAGUACAUGGAUCUCUGCUUCCAUUGCUGGUAUGCUUAUUUAAUUGAUUUUGACAUUAUAAUCUUUUUUAUUUUUACACUAUUUACUAUCCAUCCCCCCUUUCCUUUUUUUAAUUUUAUGUACUACUAAUUCUCACAACUACAACUUAUUAACUAUCUAAUAAAUCAACAAAAAUUAUUUUUUAUUUUAUCUUUUGAAAAGAAAGUAUAUGUAUUAUUUUAAUAUUAGUAGCACUUCACAAUUGUAUUGACAUUUUUUUUCGUUUGUUUUUUUUUUUUUUUUU
Mucor mucedo is the source of this 2091-nucleotide messenger RNA. Its product is annotated as Na+ dependent nucleoside transporter C-terminus-domain-containing protein. Gene Ontology annotation, cellular component: membrane. Gene Ontology annotation, molecular function: symporter activity; nucleoside transmembrane transporter activity. Gene Ontology annotation, biological process: nucleoside transmembrane transport. The transcript is spliced from 6 exons. The record is from RefSeq and is a predicted model, not a curated record. Bases 118 to 1851 code for a protein of 577 amino acids. Lineage: Eukaryota; Fungi; Mucoromycota; Mucoromycetes; Mucorales; Mucoraceae.